Molecule: messenger RNA, 8685 nt
Organism: Chara braunii
Lineage: Eukaryota; Viridiplantae; Streptophyta; Charophyceae; Charales; Characeae
Source: the annotation of a GenBank genome assembly
GGGUCUCGCUUUUUGCAAACUGAGUUUUCCACCUGGGAAAAAAAUGAGAAUGCUCUCAAGUUUUACCUUACCUGUCGUUGACUAAGAGUGAGUACCCCCAUGUUCAUUUCUGUGGGGCCUAAUGCGUGACAGGUACCUGAUUGGCUGUGAGACAAUUCUUGGGCAGCUUCACAAUAAGCGAUCAGAAGUGUGUGACAAGGUUGGGGGCUUUUGUGCAAUUGAAAUUUCUGACUUGCGGCAGCUGGCCCCUCUCUGGCUCUCCAAGACAACAGAGGUUCGUGCUGACAAGGAACACUAUGCCCCCAACAUUACAGGGGAUAUCUAUGGAGAAGGAUGGAUUUCUGAGAUGUAUGGCUAUGUCUUUGCGGCAGCUGAGGCUGGCCUACAACACACAGUGGAUGAAUAUGUGAUGCUGUAUCCAGGCUAUGUACCAGCACCAGGAAUUGAACCUAAGAUAUUGCACUAUGGACUGGAGUUCUCAAUUGGCAAUUGGUCAUUUGGAAAGCUGCAGCACUACGACAACGACGUAGCCUACAGCUGCAAUGGAUAUUUUGAUGCUCCCCCUUGUCCAGAGACGAUCGAUGACAUCGAUCCGGAUCAACGAAGAGCUGAUCUGCUGAAGAUCGAAUGCGUCGACACAAUCAACGAAGGACUUGCUAUUGUUCACAGGCAGAGGGGAUGUGGACUUCCAGAUGAAACGCUGCCGAGGGAUCCUCCUACAAAGCUUUUCCUUGAAGAAGAUACACAGGAGGAGAAAUCCAAACUCCCAAACGCAGGCGAGAACACUUUGUCGAAUUUAGUCGUCGACAGAAAGGUGCCUGUCCCACGGAUUCGAGAAGUGGUGACCAGCAAGACAGAGAUGAUGCUGAGUGCGGAUGAGAGUAAGGGGAGUGGGAGUGAGCGUAGGAGUAAGAAUGGAAAUGGGGGGGGCAUGACGGCUUCCAUAGCCGCAGAAGAAGCAGGUAGUAGGAGUGAUCUUGAGGAGAAUGAACACCUUCGAGCACAGCAAAAGGUAGAGAACAAGUCAUUCAGACCCAAAAAAGGAGAUGAAGCUAGGAGCUGGAGGCAGAAUUGGCACAGUCCACAGGUGAGUGGAGCACCAGCUGCAGAGGGAGAAAAUAGAAUGGACGUCCUUGAUGAGGGUGUCGGAUUCCAAGCACAGCAAAAGAUCAACACAUCGAGGAGGGGGCAUUGGAGUGAGAGUGGUAUUAGGCAAAGAAAGGUUGUUCCACACAUGGGUGCUGAACAUGCUGUGGGUGAAGCAAACCAAAUGGGGGACCUUCUUGAAACCAGGGGGGAUAGAUUACGAGUUCACCAAGGGGGGGCGCAGAGCACGACAGAGUGGGGAGCUGAACGGCACAACUGGAGCGGGAGUGGGAACAAGCAAGGUUUUGAGGUGGACAGACCGUUUGGGGGAGGCGUAAGUAGAACGCAUCUAGCAGGAGGAAGUGACAUGGGUAGUACUGGAUCAAGUGCCAUGGACGUCGGAGCAACCGGAAUAAACCGCGUGGUGCAGAGAACGGACGUAGCCGGAAUGAAAUCCCAGAUAACAGAGGGGGUUGUGGAUGUGGGGGAUGGGCUGGAUUUUUUUGCUUCCAAAAAAUGGAGAAGUGGAAGUAAGGGGUCUCCUUGUAGUGCAACCCAUGAAAGGAGAAACAGAGGAGAACCUUCCUUUCAAGUUGAUGGGGACGAAAGGGUUUCUGCUGACACCUCUGCAGGCGACUUGGGUUCCAAUCACCAUACAGCUGGGACCUCACAACCUGGUCACAUAUCAUCAUCAGCAAAUGCCACCUCGCACGAGCAGAGGGGGGAGAAACAGCUCACUGGCACAGCGCCCCUAACCGGAGCAUUCCCAUUGUCCAUCCUUGGAACAAGUCAAAAGUCCGGGAGUAAAAACACCAGUCAUACCGCACUUCAUAGUGCCCUUCGCAAUCAUUCAUGGACAGCUGGAGCACAUUUCAGCCCGUUGACCCCACACGGUAGAGAGCUACAAGAGCUCCAGCAAGUCGAAAGGAUCCACGCUCGGUUAGAGAGGGAACUGAAGCAAGCUACCGACAGAGAAAAAGAGAUCAAAAAUAGAACAGCCAGGCUUGAUACGUUAGAGGCAGACAAAGCUGCAUUAGAGGGUUUGGAUAAGUCAGCCAUGUCUGACCAAAUGAAAAUAUUGAAGAACAGUGUACUGUCGUUGCAUGCGCAUGUGGACAGCAGACUGGACUUCAUGCAGAACUCUUUGGACCAGAUCUUGGACCUUUUGCAAAGGCCAGGAUUUAGGCCAGCAGCACAGUCGCCGUUGCCGUUAACGACGAUGUCAGGCCCCUUUCAGGUACAAGCUGGCACACAACCAAGUGGUACGUCUGCAGCAGCCGCACAGACUGUUGCUUCUUCUUCUACUGGGUCGGUGGUGAUAGCUACACCAUCACCGCAACAACCUGUUCCUCAACAGGAACAGCAACAAGGUCAAUGGUACCCAAAGACCCCUAUGAAACCGCCCCUUGCCUUCUCUGGAGAGAAGAAGGACGAGGAACUCAACACAUGGUUGAGAACGGUUCCAGUGUGGGUAAGGGCAAAGAGGACUAUGCAGGAGGAGGAGGUGAUUACUAUUGCAUCUUACCUUGAGGGUAAGGCAGCCAAAUGGCUGGAUGGAUUAGUAGCAAAGGCCGGGUACGGACGACGCAUGGCGGACUGGGCUAAGACCCUAACGUUAGAAGAGUUCUUAGACAUGGUAGAAGCUCGCUGGCAUAAUCCACAGCAGGCACAAAUUGCCGCUGAUGCGAUGCUCAUACUAGACCAACGAAAGUUCAAGUCAGUCAGAGAGCUAACGUCUACCGUAGAGAGCCUCAUCGUCGUUCCCGGCAUACGCUACGAUGACCAGGUCUUAUUGACCAUGUUYGUGAGAURUCUCCCAGAGAAUCUSARAMAUUUGCUGGCCAGCGAGRCUCRCCUYGAGUWUCAUUCGUUUGAGACCUUAUCUAGAAAAGCCUUAGACUUAGAGGCUACUCUAGGAAGUGCUCAACCUACUCCAGUAGAUGCGAGGAAGAAGAAGAGUCCACAGGAGUGGAAGAAGAAGGGGAGUCGAUUGAUGAUGGUUGAGUCUGAUGGGACCCAAACUGAGAUCGAGGAGCUUUCAGACCUGUUGGACAGCACAGAGWACGACGRCGAGGAAACCGCUGAGGGUAGCACCCUCGCCGCAGUAGUAAAGASUAAGGCAGGUGGCCGAGGGAAGGGCCAUCAAAAGRGKSAAGGGCAGGCCGCCUCCAACCASACSAAAGUUGCUKAUUGGGUCAAGGCAGGUCUUGAUCAAGAAGUGUGGCGGGACCGUAGAGUGCGUGGUGCUUGCAUCAACUGUGUCUGUACUUUCUCCUAUGGAGGAGGGGGACUUGAUCAUAAGAUUUCGUUCCUGGUUAGCGACGACUUACCAUUUGACAUGUUGUUAGGAAUGUACUACCUUGAGGUUGCCAAACCCCAGUUUGACUGGGAUAAGAAGGUGCUAAAGCAUAAGUUGCCUGAUGGAAGAAUAGUGAGACUGACUAAGUUCAUAGCCAGUAGUAUAAUCGAUACCUAUGGCUGCUUGUGUGCAUCAGCGUUCUACAACUACUCUAAACAGAACCAAGAGGAGGGUAUGUACCUAGUGUAUGUCUCCGAGAAAGGGGAGGCCGUUAAAACACCCCUAGAGAUAGAACACGUCGUUGCUAAGUUCCCUGAUCUGUUCACAGAGCCCACAGGAGUCGUCGAUAGGGAGGGUGUCCACGCCAUAGAAAUCAUUCCUGGGAGUAAAACCCCAAAGGGAAGGAUCUAUAGGAUGGCUCCGCCCGAGUUGGAUGAACUGCGGCGACAACUAAAAGAGCUGACAGAAAAGGGAUGGAUCCGGCCGAGUACUUCCCCCUUCGGAUCUCAAGUGCUAUUUGUACCGAAGAAGGGGGGUACAUUGAGGAUGUGCAUUGAUUACAGAGGCCUCAAUGCCAUCACAGUGAAGAACGCAGAGCCUCUACCUCGCAUAGACGACCUAUUGGAUAGGGUGCAGGGAUUCGCCUCUCCUUUGACUGAUCUAACUCGACUUGACACGCCAUGGGAUUGGAGUGAUGAUUGCGAAGCUGCUUUCAAACGAUUGAAGCAUGCACUCAUGAAUCAUGAGGUUCUCAUGGUGCCCGAUCCUCAGAAGCCAUUCAUCGUAACCACUGACGCAAGCCAAUACGGCAUUGGCGUAGUGCUGGCUCAGCAGGAUGGGAAGAAGUUGAGACCGAUUGAGUAUAUGAGCAAAAAGAUGCCAUCUAAGAAACUGGCAAAGUCCACCUAUGAAAGGGAACUCUAUGCUCUCUACAAAGCACUUGUCCAUUGGAGGCACUUUCUGUUGGGACGGUUUUUCUAUUUGAGAACUGACCAUCAGACCCUUAAAUGGAUCAAGACUCAACCGACUCUUUCUGAUGCACUCAAGCGCUGGAUUGAGGUCAUAGAUCAGUAUGACUUCAAGCUAGAGUAUCUGAAGGGAGAGUACAACAAGGUUGCAGAUGCGCUAUCACGUAGGGCAGACUACCUAGGGGCGCUAGCAAAAGACAAGGCCACAAAAGAUGAGUUUGUGAUGGUGGACGGACUUUUCUUUCUUGAUAAGGCCGGAUUUAAAAGGUUAGUUGUUCCAUCUAGUGAACGUUUGCGUAGUUUAUUCUUAGGAGAAUGUCAUGAUGCAACCGGACACUUUGGCUACAAAAAGACGAGUGCCAAUCUAGUACAGCGAUUUUGGUGGCCCGAAAUGCUAGAAGAUGCAAAGAAGUAUGUGGAGACCUCUCAGGUCUGUCAACGGGACAAACCGCGAACUCAAGCACCGCUUGGGUUGUUGAAGCCCUUACCUAUCCCCGCUGGUCCGGGACAGAGUGUUUCCAUGGACUUCAUGGACACCCUGGUGACCAGUAGGAAUGGCAAAAGGCACAUCUUUGUCAUCAUAGACCGAUUCACCAAGUACGCUAGACUAAUUGCCAUGCCAGAGACCGCAAGGACUGAACACGUGAUCAAGUUGUUUUUGGACAACUGGGUGCGUGAUUUUGGACUACCAAAGUCAAUCGUUAGUGACAGAGAUGUCCGCUUCACAAGUGAGCUGUGGAAGAAGACUGCUGAACAGAUGGGCAGUCAACUUCAUAUGACUUCAGGGAAUCAUCCCGAAGCCAACGGACAGGCCGAGCAGAUGAACAGAGUUGUACAACACCUGUCGAGGCAUUACAUCAAGCCCAGCCAGGAUGACUGGGAUGAGAAGUUGCCUCUCAUCGCCAGCCUGUACAACAACGCUGUACACAGCAGUACCGGCGUUAGUCCUAAUCAGCUGCACUUGGGAUGGAAGCCUAGAUCAACUCUGGACUUCCUCCUACCUGGAAACCGACCCUCUGCAACUCCGGGCACACUUGAGUAUGGUGUGCAAUAUGAGAAGUUGCUACAGCAAGCUGUCGAGCACAUCAGGAAAGCUCAGCAAGCAAUGAUUGCUUCUAAGAACAAACAUUGUCGACAGUCCUCAUUUCAGGUAGGGGAACGUGUCUGGGUCAAGGCUAGUGAGCUAGGACAGGAAUUCGGCGUCUCUCGAAAACUAAUGCCUCAGUAUUUUGGUCCCUGGGAAGUCCUGGACAUCGUUGGGGAUGAGAUGGAUGGUCCUAGGCUUACGUCGGCUAGGAGCAACAAGCUUGAGAGCGUCCUGCACUGGCUCAGCCAAGAAGGUGCAGACUGCACUUGGGUGGUCAUUUUGGAGGCCUAUACGAUCAUACAGCAACCGAUAAUUCCAUGGAAGCUUGGAGUCAGGAAAGGUCGCUCUGUUGGUGCAGCCUACCAGCCUUUGAGUGACUGUGAAAACAUGUCGACCAUUUUCACCGGAGCUACGGGUAGAGAUGGGCAUUCCAAAAAGAGAGACCUGUGCAAUGAUAUUGGAGGUGGACUGAUUGUUAUUCACAUAAAUGACCUCAAGGCCAUAGCCCCUCGGUGGGCUAUGAAGGCUGCCGCACUUCAGUACUAUGUGGCAUCACAUUGGCACAAGCAGAGCGUUUCUGCAGCAAUGCUUGAGCAACAAUCAAGAAUUGUGGAGGGAUUGACCUACAAGCUGGCCGCAGCUGAUGUUAACCUUCAGCACGUGAUCAGAUCUGACAUACUAGUUUAUCGAGGACAAGUUGCUCAGACAGGAUCACUACCUUUGGCGAUUCAUUGUGGGAGUGAUUCAUCAGCUGGAACGGGAAGCUGGAGUUUCACCAACGGCGCUUACGGCACGGUUGAUACGACACAUGUUUCGGAUCAACAAAUACCCGAGCGAAGACGUGUCCAAGCACCUGCCACUAACUCCUCUUACCGAAACCGAGAAGAUGGUGUGGCAGCAGUGUGUGCUGCCAUGCUAAAUGAAGGUCUUCGAGAAGUCUACAUGAGGAGCUGUUCUCCCGCAUCCUCGGCACAAGCAUCACUUGACGGUGGAGGUCUAUUGAAUGCCGGAGAAAGCAAUGGCCAGAGUCCAUCAACCAUAACAGCGGUGAUUACAACAUGUAACUUCAGCAAAAGGAAGACAGUGAGUAGAGCCAACGAGGUCAUGGGCAUAGGGAUGGAGAUCAAUACAACAAGCGAUGCCCAUGGCCAGGGAAGUGCACGUGCCAAUUCCGGUUCCAUACAGUCCAGCUCUUCAAGCCCCAUCAGCUAUGGCUUCAAUGUUAAUGCUGCAGGGGAUGACAAAACGCUAGCAAAAAGCAACAGUCAGAAAGGAGCGAGGGAGGUAGGAGAGGACAUGUCUUUUCCUGUUGAAACCAAUGAUGUCGUGUUAGGGUUGUCCUAUUCUGGAAAUGCCCAGAGUACCAAGAACCUCAACAGAAACAGUGGGAAAGAUUCUGUGGGGCAUCAUCAAUUGGAUCGGUCUACUCUGCAACGGGCAAGAAGAAAAGACAAAGGGAGCAUCGAAGCUUUGUUGCCAAGGGUGACAAGAAAAGAGAAAGAGAGUGUUUGGAUACUACGAAGAAGACGUCAGGGUGCAGCCGAUGAUGUGACACAUUUGGAUGUCGGAAACGAAGGUGGCAAUGGCCCCGGUAGACCCCUUAGACCCCCAGAUAGUAAGGGUAAGGCACUGCCAGGCCCCGAUUUCGUUGAUGGCAAUAUCAACGACACGGAGUCUUCAGCGUUGCAAAAUCCUGAAGUGGCAGCAUUUUUGUCCGACAACCUCUUCCAGGUCAGUCAUCCCAAUAGUGCGGUUCAAGGGGAUGCACACACUGAGGACCUGUGGACGAAGGGAGCGAGGUCAUUCACAGCCAAAGCUGGGAAAAACAUUCACGGCAGCGUUGCUCAUCUUGAUCGCGACGGGGUCACAACAGCAGGAGUAACAUCUUCCGGAAUCAGCACGCGUGACCAGCAGACCAGAGUGGCGAAUCCAGGGAAUCCGCCGUCAGGAAAAGAGAUCCAAGAAAUGGCCACUGGCAAAAUCCCAAUAAUGACAUCAGGUAACGCACAUUCGCGGAAAGAUAGUCGAGAGACAGUUAGAAGCCAAACAACUACAGCAGCAGGUGAUAAGCACGAAAAGGGGCUGAUGGGUAGCCUUGGCAAGGGCCCUGGAGAAAGAGGAAUGGGUAAUGUAGUUUCCGAUAAGGGCGUCACUACUGGGAAAGGUUCCAUGGAGAGGCACGGUGGCAGUGCGGCGCACGUGGAAGAUGCCUUUCCCUUCACAAGGGAUAAAACUGCGAAUGAGGACGUCCACACGUUGUAUGACAAAUCUAUAAGACGGAAGGCAGGCAGUCGGGAAAAUUUGGGUGAAUCCUCCGAUGAUAAAUCGUCCAGAACCCAGAUGAACGGUGUUGACAUCAUCGCAGUGCAGAAGUUGCUUGAUAAACAACAAGGAAGUACUCUGAACCAAGGGCCUUUCUUUGGUGAUGGACUUCACAGGUUGGGGAAAGGAUCAUCUCGGGGCCGAGAGUCCACGGCCUGGAGAAAUCAUGACUCCUACAUUCUUAGUAAAUCUUCCCAUGCAAGCAAGGUAGGCGGUGAUCAAGUGAGGUCAGCGCUUGAGUUGCUUCGUGAGGGCAGAACGGUUGGUCAGAUAGACGGCAGAAAGGAUGGGAGAUCUUCUCUGCCAGAGCAUGCAAAGGAAAAGGGAUCCCUACCGCGUGCAGCAUGGAACGGCUUGGACAAACCUCUCAUCAGAGAGGUUGGUGCAGAAGCUGAGGGAAUUGAUGCGCAAUUAUCACUCCUGCAAAUAGCUAGGAGGACAGAACCUGGAAGCACCAGACACUUUGACGUGACCAUGCGAGAUGCGAUUGGCAGGGAAAGCCGGCUGGAUCGUGACCAGCAUAACGGAAACGGAAACGGAAACGUCGAAGUUGGUUUCGGGGUGGUGAUGAAAAGACUCGAUAUAGACCCCACAAGGGUGAAGCAUGCGGCACUAGCAGACCAAUCAGAUACAAAAAGGUUGGAGGCACAACUCCUCCUCCCCAAAUGGAUGUUCUUGAUCCCCUGGACAGUACUAGUUGCUGCAUUCCUACUCCUUGUGGCAACUUUUCGUAUGCACACAGCACGCCGAGGAGAUUGCGGCACAGGCAGUGACAGGGUGAGGAGAUUCAACAGAAGGAGGGUGAAAAGGGCUGUUGUCCAGGUCAUGUAGACGUACCGAGACGAUGCUGAAAAACUUGGUUUACAAUUUUACAUGACAUAAUUUCCUUAAUCAGCAUGGAAAACAUUUAUAGCAUAGCACUG